AAGCAAAAGGCUCCAAGACUCUCUCUCUCUCUCUCUAUCUCUGACUUUUCAUCUCCCGCCGUGUCACCGUCGUUACAUCACCGUCUCCAGCCACCACGUUAAUCAAGAUCUCGUGGUGGAAAAUGGGAAGAGCGUUCGGGAUAGAACUCGAGGGACCAGUGUAUACUUGCAAAUGGUGCGACACACAUCUCGGAGUCCCCAGUGAUCUCAUCUCCAAGGAGACCGAGGAUGGUUGCCUCGUAUAUGUGUUCAGUAGACUCUUCAAUACAAUACUUCUGGCUGAAGCAAAUGCUGACUUCCAUGAUAUCUAUUGUGUCGGUUGUUCCAAUGACAUCGGCCUUUAUGGCGUAAGUGAUCCAAAUUGUUUCAGGGUUUUGAGGAGCGAACUCCAAGGACCGGAAGGAAGCGAUGAUGAGGUUUAGGAGUUCGUAUAUGAUUAAAUAAAAAAAAAGACAAUGUGGAGUAGAAUUCUAUGUUCUUGAUUUUCAUAUGCUUUGUAUAGUGUCUGAAUGGUGAAUAGUCUC
Molecule: messenger RNA, 524 nt
Organism: Raphanus sativus (radish)
Lineage: Eukaryota; Viridiplantae; Streptophyta; Magnoliopsida; Brassicales; Brassicaceae
Product: protein yippee-like At3g55890
Exons: 6
Coding region: 123-422 (99 amino acids)
Source: RefSeq, a predicted model, not a curated record